AUGGCCUCAUCUAUUGAGACCUCAAAAAUUAGCGGCCAUUUCCGAUCAAUCAGCUUGCCUUCUAGGAGCCACCCUCUCACGACAACCGCAGAGGAGUAUUUGUCUAGGCUCAGGUCAUCAGAAGUGGCGUCCUCGUCCUCAUCGGCAUCCCAAAGUUUGGGAGAACUCAAGAGCUUGUAUGACUGCAUCGAUGACUUGCUUCGGUUGCCUCUCACUCCACAGGUUCUUUCCCACCUGAGAAGUCCCGCUGAAGAGUCGUUGGAUGUUUCUCUCACGCUGUUAGAUGUUUGCGGGAAUGUGAGGGAAGCUUUCUCACAGAUGAAGGAAUGUGUCCAGGGGCUUAAGUCUUCUUUGCGAAGAAGGAAAAGAGGAAAUUCCAACUUCGCCGUUGAUGUAGAAGCAUCUAUCAACUCUAGAAAAAAGUUAAACAAAGUAAUCAGCAAGUACUUGAGAAAUUUAAAGAAGGAAGGCUCUAAGAAGGUCUCUCACAAUGAAGCUACCCUCAGCUUACUAACUGAAGCUGGAGAGAUCAGCGUUUCCGUAUUCGGGUCCCUCUUAGGUUUCCUUGCUCUGACAGGCUGGUCUCGAGUGUCGAAACUGCUGGAACCUAAACGCGUAUCAUGUGACGGUGGAAAAGAAACCAAUGACGUGCAAGGCUUGGAUGCCAUCGUGCUCUCCCUCAGCUCGAGCAAUGACGUGUCAAAGCUAUUGGAGGAACUAGAGGCAAGCUCUCAAGAAAUUGAGGAUGAGUUGGAAUGCAUUUUCAGCCGCCUGGUGAAAUUGAGGGUUUCCUUCUCAACAUUGUUAACCACUAGAAAUCCAUAG
Messenger RNA from Eucalyptus grandis, 825 nucleotides. RefSeq lists its product as uncharacterized. NCBI's taxonomy places the organism in Eukaryota, Viridiplantae, Streptophyta, Magnoliopsida, Myrtales, Myrtaceae. The transcript has a single exon. The record is from RefSeq and is a predicted model, not a curated record. The coding region runs from base 1 to 825 and encodes 274 amino acids. Gene Ontology annotation, biological process: root development; shoot system development.